AAACCACAAAGCAUACAACAGUUCUGUAUUUCCAAAUUCUGAACAUCACAAACGUCCCUGUGCAGUCUGAGUGACUAGAUUUAACUUCAUACUGCUCUUUUCUGUGUCUUGAUCCAGCAGUGUUCUGUAGAUUGUGAAGGUGAGCAGGUACAAUGGAAGAGGAGUUCUAUUCAACAGUCAUCUUCAAGCCAUAUGACAAUGAGAAACCUACAGAGUCAGAUGAGACUGUAUUAUAUGCAGAAGUGAAAAGACUAGAAUCAACAUUACAUACAACCUCUGAGACUUCAGAUGCACAGUGUUCAUUAAAAGAAUCAGUUUUGCCAACAAAAGACUGUCUGACUGAAGAAGGAUCUUCCACCCCAGUCUCUCCGGCGUGUAGACGAGCUGCAGUGUUUCUGGGGCUGCUCUGUUUCCUCCUGGUUGCUGCUGUAACAACGGUCAGCAUUUUCCACUACAUUCACAUGUCUAAAUACAACAAUAUUCUGGCCCAGCAAACUAAAGAGAGAGCCAACAACCUGCAGUUACUGGAAGUGCUGAAGCAGGAGAAAGCAAGGCUGGUGACACACGGUCAACAGAUGAACAGCACACUGGACUUCAUAAUUCGUAGAAGCAGAUUUCCAGUGGAUAAGUACUGCCAGUCCACUGGGAAUGGGGUUCGGUGUACACCCUGCCCUCAAAACUGGAUUCAAAAUGGCUCCAGCUGUUACUAUUUCCGUAGGCAUUCAGGAAACGCCUGGAAAACGUGGAAAGAGAGUCAAGAAUACUGCGAGGACUAUGGAGCUCAUCUGGCCAUAAUAGACAGCGAGGGUGAACAGGAAUUCAUCAAUCAGCACACUAAUUUUGACCAGCAUUACGGGUACUGGAUUGGACUCUAUGAAAAAACUGAAAAAAAUUGGGUCUGGAUCAAUGGUGCUAAGCUUGAGAAAGGAUUCUGGGUCAGCAGUCCUGCAGAAAGAUACAUGUACUGUGUUCUGUCAAUGCCCAGCAACAACCCACAGAAAAGCUGGAGGUCAGCAAGUUGUUCUAGCUCAUACAAAUGGAUCUGUGAAGUGGAAGUUUUAACAUGGCCAACCUUCCUUCAAGCCCAACAAAACCACAGUAACCCCUCAAUAUGAACAGUCAGUGCAAAAGACAACCAUCUCAGAAAUCAUCAUUUUAUUUUCCAGUUCAGUUUGAUUUGUUAGCGACGUUUCAAGGUACUGACACAGACUGACAUAUUUCAGAUGUCUCAGAGCUGGAUUAAAUCAAGACAUGACAUCUUACUGCACCCUUCAUGUCAGUCAAAAAAGCUUUAGUGAGAGAAUCCACACAGAUCAUGCCAUGCUAUUUUUUAAAACCGUUCAUAUAUAUAAUCACAUUUUUGUCACUGUGAAUAAUGCAAUGUAAUAUGCAUUACACAAAUGUAUUACAAAUCAGACCAAUAAAAAAAAUGUAUUUCAUGUCACCUGUUGGUCUCAAGCUUAAAAGUUUGCCCAUGAUUUGUAAAAAUAAAUAUGAGUGUAACAAA
Messenger RNA from Megalobrama amblycephala (Wuchang bream), 1507 nucleotides. Its product is annotated as C-type lectin domain family 9 member A. The record is from RefSeq and is a predicted model, not a curated record. Gene Ontology annotation, molecular function: (1->3)-beta-D-glucan binding. The coding region runs from base 153 to 1115 and encodes 320 amino acids. The transcript has 9 exons. NCBI's taxonomy places the organism in Eukaryota, Metazoa, Chordata, Actinopteri, Cypriniformes, Xenocyprididae. Gene Ontology annotation, biological process: cellular response to molecule of fungal origin.